UAGGAUACUUAGUCAAAACGUACGUACUUUGCUGUGAUUACAGGGUUUCUCUACAAUAUAACUAUAGGCACCUAUCCAAAUUAAGUAGGCCUGUAUUCAAAACACAUUUGUUUCAGUACAACUUGAUACUGUUAAUUUAAUUUUGUCGUACUGCGACAACGUUAAAAGUAAUUGAUUCCUUUUAAAGAUGUUGGCAAAACAUUAUUGAAUUAGAUUAUAGCAGGAAUGGUCACCAGCUUUCACUCAUUAAGAAAAGCUAAUUAAAACUGAAAUUAAUUUAAAAUAAAAUUUAAACUAAUUUUGAAAGCUAGCGCUGAACAUCUGUGGCCAAUUAGUCCCCCACGCACAAAUGAUUAUACUACAUAGUUUUUACUAUAAUGUACAGUAAUGUUGUUGUGACCCAAAUGUACAUAGUAUUGUAUUAGGAAAAUGUUAUUUAGAACAAUUAAGACAUAUAGUAAGUGUUAGAAUUUUUUGUGCAGACAGUAGGUGGACAUAGAUAUAUCUGAUAGUCACAUGUGUGACCAGACUGGUUAGACAGGUUUUUUAAAAUCUCUCUUCCUGCUUUUCCUUGGCUCAUAUUUGGAAAUAAAUUUUUUAAAAAAGAGUUUAAAAAUGUUUGCAGUCUAUGCAGACAUAAGGGAAAUAUUUCAAUGAUAUUAUCUUUUUAUUAUUGAGUGAUGGAUCUCGUGUUAUUCUCUGCCUUGUGCCAAUAGCUUACAGGAUAGACUCUAAGCCAGUACCCUGCAUAGAACAACCAAUGUGCCAAGCUGCGUAUGAGGAUGACAUCCGUAGAGUUGCUCUACUGAUGAAUGCAGAUCCCAGGAAUUUAAAUGUUCAGGACGACUUGUUUGGAGAUACACCCAUCAUAGCCGCCUGCAAGCGAGGAAAUGUCAUGACGGUCAAGUAUCUUCUUGAUCAAAAUGCAGAUGUGGAAAUACGAAACAAGAAGCAGAGGACAUGUUUGCACUAUGCUGCUCGGUACACAUUUUCUUUCUUGGAUUAUUUGAUAAUUGUAAUUCUGAUGCCCGUCAUACUGAUUGGAUACCUCAUAAUGAUGGAAAAGCGAAACAAGAAUGCGACUCUGAUGAAGCUGAUUUUAAACACAAAUGUAGACAUUAAUGGCGUAGAUUGCAAAGGAAACACUGGACUUCAUUAUGCCUGUCAGAGAAAAAGUGACCGCCUUAUUCCAUUGUUACUGCAGAAAAAUGCUGAUCCUUCAAUAAGAAACCAAGAUAAUGAGACUCCACUGGAUAUUGCCCAGAGACUGAAAUUUACAAAGAUUAUACAAAUGCUGAAAAAAUCGUAUUGAAUGACAAACUUGCUAUAAAUCAGUAAGUCUGCCCUAUCAAGCUGUCAUGAAAAAUUCACAUUUGCUGUGCGUGGACCACAGGGAGAACAUUCUUUCUGAUGUAAUCGUCGGUGGUUGCAUUACCAAACCAGCUUCGUUUGUGAUAUUUUGCUUGGCAUAUGUCUUGGAAAAAGGCUUGUAUCACUGUUCUAAAGUUUUAACACCAUUUUUUAGCCAACUGUUACACAUGUCCUGUUGCUAUCAGACAUCACAUUAUUUUGCAGUUUCCAUGCCUUUUAUAUUCAGUGAAAGCUUGAGAAUGAUCAACAGCUUAUUUCAAAUGUGUCAAAUAUGAAACUAUUUUUAUUUUUUUUUUAUCCCCAUGUGAUAUGCCUGUGACUGCGCCUAUUCCUUAUAGAUAUAAUGUUAUGUGCAGGUGUCAAAUGCAAAAAAGGGGUUUAUUUUCAACUUGUGGCCAAUGAAGUUAAAAAAUAAACCGAAACACUCAAGCCUUA
Paramormyrops kingsleyae is the source of this 1806-nucleotide messenger RNA. The record is from RefSeq and is a predicted model, not a curated record. NCBI's taxonomy places the organism in Eukaryota, Metazoa, Chordata, Actinopteri, Osteoglossiformes, Mormyridae.